Cottoperca gobio is the source of this 1474-nucleotide messenger RNA. RefSeq names its product INO80 complex subunit C (gene ino80c). The transcript is spliced from 5 exons. Bases 128 to 730 code for a protein of 200 amino acids. NCBI's taxonomy places the organism in Eukaryota, Metazoa, Chordata, Actinopteri, Perciformes, Bovichtidae. Gene Ontology annotation, cellular component: Ino80 complex. Gene Ontology annotation, biological process: chromatin remodeling. The record is from RefSeq and is a predicted model, not a curated record.
CAAUUUCAUAUCCGGUUAAAGCGAUGUUUACAAUGCGGACGUUGGACAGCUAACUAAUGCUAAGUAUAAAGAGAGAGAGCUGCAUUCACAUCUACAACGUGUAUUAGAACCACUUCGCUCACCCCAAAUGGCAUCUCAGAUCCCCAUAACCGUCAGGGCUCAGCCGGCAGCCAACAGCUCUGCCGCCCUCCGGGGGAAGAAACGUCCCGGUAGUCCGGCAGUGUCUGCCGCUCUGCAGGUCACCGGGAGCAGCAAGAAGAAGAAAGGGCUGCAGACAGCGACACCAACAACACUGACUCAGAUAACAGCAGUAGAGUCGGUGGUGGAGGUGAAGGCAGUUGGAGCUGUUGACUGCGGUCCAACUGCCAGCGCAGAGUCCACAGCAAAGCCUCCACCGUUCAAAGACCCCACAUUUAUACAUUCUGGGAUCGGUGGAGCAGCAGCAGGUAAAAAGAACAGGACCUGGAAAAAUCUCAAACAGAUUCUGGCUUUGGAGCGGACUUUACCCUGGAAGCUCAAUGAUCCCAACUACUACAGCAUUGAGGCUCCUCCUUCCUUGAAGCCAACCAAAAAAUACUCCGACAUCUCUGGACUCCCUGCAAACUACACAGAUCCCCAGACGAAGCUACGCUUCACAUCCUCUGAGGAGUUCUCCUACAUCCGCCUCCUACCCACUGAUGUUGUUACUGGCUACUUGGCCCUUCGAAAGGCCACUUGCAUCGUUCCCUGACAGCCGAGCAAGGCUUGAAACCUGAAACGGGUUGAAAACAGAACUUUACUUGUGUCCGUGUUGGGCCAGUCAGGAGACUCUGAAAGCACAGGCUGCUCACAGAGAGGACACAGAGUGAACGCUGCCGAAAGGACAACAGCUGGAGCUGACAGGCUGGCCACUGCUUAACAUUUGCACUGCUGUUUUUAAGAAGGCGAUCUGAGUCAUUAGUCAGAGUUACUGUGUGACAAAACAAAUGCAAAACAUGUUAAAUGUUUCAUUUAGAAAAAACAAAAUUGUGAAACAUGUUUGUUGUCAAUAGCUGGAUAUUAUAAUGUCACUCUAUCCGGGAAUAUCCAGUGAACAGGACAAUACUUGUUUUAUUCUUUAAGAGGACCGAAAGUUUUUAUACGUUUAUUCAAAAGUCACCAACAGAAUGUUUUUUUUGCUUAUUUGUUAAAAUACAUUUUUCAGUAUCCUUGAUGAUAUUUUCCCAUUAAGUUUAGUAGCUUGGAGUGGAUUUGCUCCUGCUAAAUCCCUGGGGAACAUACAGUUAUUCUCAAGUACUGACUACAAGCAUUACUGGCUAGGAAGCUGUGCGCCCCCUUGUGGUAGAACAUCUGUCUCCAGUAGUGUAAAUUCAGUUAGGUUGAGGUAGAGAGAAGUUGUAGACAAAAACUGUUCCAAAGCUGUUGGGAAAGGUUUUCAGAUUGUCAGUGAAUUUCUUCUAUAAGGAGCUCAUUAAAUCUAAUUUGAAUACGUUGA